This is a messenger RNA of Punica granatum (pomegranate), 1556 nucleotides long. NCBI's taxonomy places the organism in Eukaryota, Viridiplantae, Streptophyta, Magnoliopsida, Myrtales, Lythraceae. The record is from RefSeq and is a predicted model, not a curated record.
UUUUGUGCCAAAAUUUGUCAUUUGCCGGCUGCAUAGUUGCCUUUGCCUUGUUGUUGUCUCCGAUGAGCAGUAUUUAAGCGCUGCCCCCUCUUAACUCAUCUUUAUACACAUCAUAUGCUAAGAGAAAGUGACUUCAAUGCUAAUGAUCUAACUGGAUCAUUCAUCGGAAUCCGCUGAACCAAGGGAAGGAAAAGCGAAGCCAGAUUAACCUAGCCAAAAAUGCGCUCUACGUCGGCAUGGUCACCUUCUGCUAGAUUGAGUGUAAGGGAAGGGAUAUCAAUCCAACGGAGAUCAGCGGUUGUUACCAGCCCCAGAGCCCAAGUGACCGUGGCUCCAAGAAAGACCAAGACGGGAUUGCGCAUCGUCCCGGAACUACCGAAGGAAGGCAUCCCCCUGAAUGAUCUCCAUUUGCUGGAGAUCGUGGAGAGGCAGUCCAAGGCCAAUGGCUUGGCCAGGGAAGACGCCGGCAGGAGACCAGGGUUUCACCCCUUGUUCCUUGAAGAAGCCUAUGAGAGUUGUCGGAGGCUCUGCGCUGAAUACGCUAAAACGUUCUACUUAGGAACCCUGUUGAUGACUGAGGAAAGACAGAAGGCCAUCUGGGCUAUAUAUGUUUGGUGCAGGAGGACAGAUGAAUUGGUUGAUGGACCCAAUGCGACCUACAUGAGCUCCUCUGUGCUCGAUCGGUGGGAAGAAAGAUUACAAGACAUAUUUGAUGGCUGCCCCUAUGACAUGCUCGAUGCAGCACUCGCCGAUACCAUCUUCAAGUUCCCCUUAGACAUCAAGCCUUUUAGGGACAUGAUCGAGGGUAUGAGGAUGGACAUGAGAAAGUCCCGGUACAAGAACUUCCAAGAGCUCUAUAUGUACUGCUACUACGUGGCGGGAACAGUCGGUCUGAUGAGUGUCCCGGUGAUGGGAAUCGCACCUGAGUCAAUGCUCUCGUCAUGGAACAUUUACAACGCAGCACUAUACCUGGGAAUCGGGAAUCAGCUUACCAACAUUCUGAGGGAUGUUGGGGAGGAUGCUAUGAGGGGCAGAGUAUAUCUUCCCCAGGAUGAGCUAGCGCAGUUCGGGUUAUGUGACAAGAACGUGUUCUCGAGGAAGGUGACUGAAGGAUGGAGGGAGUUCAUGAAGCAGCAGAUCACUAGGGCGAGGUUCUACUUCAAUAUGGCUGAGGAAGGAGCUUCUCAACUCGAUAAAGCAAGUCGUUGGCCGGUGUGGUCGUCACUGAUACUGUACCGGAAAAUUCUGGAUGCGAUCGAGGAGAAUGACUACGAUAACUUGACAAGAAGGGCUUAUGUCGGGAGGGCUAAGAAGCUUCUCACGCUGCCCCUGGCGUACAGCAGAGCGUUCGCAGCUCAUGUGUGACGACUGUUACUCGUUCUUCGCUGUGCAGUGUAAAAAUCAGAAGUUUGAGGUUUAAAGUCAUGAAUGACUUGUUACCAGAAAAAAAAGAAAAAGAAAAAAAAAGGGUGGAAUCGACUUGAUUCUCAGUGUGUUUUUUCAAGACAAAACACGAAUGUAACAUCGGCAAUAUCGGUAUCAAUCUUCGUUAAAAA